Coregonus clupeaformis (lake whitefish) is the source of this 2397-nucleotide messenger RNA. RefSeq names its product RNA polymerase II degradation factor 1-like. NCBI's taxonomy places the organism in Eukaryota, Metazoa, Chordata, Actinopteri, Salmoniformes, Salmonidae. The transcript is spliced from 4 exons. Gene Ontology annotation, cellular component: nucleus. The record is from RefSeq and is a predicted model, not a curated record. Bases 618 to 2195 code for a protein of 525 amino acids.
GUGACAGUGAAAUGGUGACGUCAAUAUUCAGCGACGCUCUACGGUUUGUGUACAAUUUCAAGCUUGAUGGGAGGGUUACGUUUAAGACUACUGCAUCAAAUUUGUCUUUGUUUUGUCUUGUAUUCCUCGUGUGGUAAUCGUGAGAUUUCCCUCGAUCCUCUAGUUACUCAAGUUUAUCUACACUUCUGCGUAUCUCUGUUGAUGGGUACUGUCAUAUAGUUGUUUUUGCACUAAUAUAAAGGAAUUGAAAGGCUAGUUUUCAGAGAGAGGGCAUGUCUCUCUUGGCCAGCUUUUACAGUUGAUGAACGUCUGCCCCAGGACUUUAGCUGUAGGCUACCUGGUAUGAAUGAAGAAUAUCUUAUGCAAACGAAUGCACAUUACAGUGAAUGUUGAUCCCAGUAUGUCCCUGCACAAGAUGCUCUCCUAGCGCCCCUAUUUGUUUAUGUGCCACUUAGUUGUAGCCUGUGAACAUAUGCCUUAUGCUGCCCCUACGGAAAGAUUACUUAGUUGUCAGGCAGAUAUUGCUCAAGUCCCCAACAAUGGUGUGGUACGGCCAACCAUCUGUCGCUGUGUGAAUGGAACUGUCAGUUGGUCUGUCUGUAAACCAGGCCUGACUCAUGACUGAGUACUACGAGGAGGGGGGGCUGCUGUAUGAGCACUCGCCUCCCAUGCACAUCAAAGUGGAGUCUCCGGAGGGACCCUUCGGAGGGGGCGUCUCAGAGGACGGCUUUCCCAGGGAAGAUGAGGACUCGGAGGGCAGCUGUGACCACAGCAGUGGGCUGCCUGGAGGACUCCCCUUCAACGUGGUGGUGGUGCAUCCUAACAUCAUGACCCCUGGCAUGUCCUCAGAUGACCUCCUGUCCAUGGAACAGCACAGAGGUAUGUCCUCUGCGUUGGCAGCGGGGGGUGCAGGCAAGAGGAAGAGUCGUUUUAGCGGUGCAGAGCUGGAGGUGCUGGUUUCUGAAGUGACGCAGUGUGAGGGAGAGCUUUUUGGUCCUGCUGGGAGGCUCCGGCGCAGGGAGAGAGAGAGGAUCUGGGCAGGGAUCCUGGAGCGGGUCAACGGCGUGUCCAGAGUCCCUCGCACCCUCCGCGAGGUCAAGAAGCGCUGGGACGACCUGAAGAGACGCAAUGGAGGCAGGCUGGCAGACGCCAGGCACCGCACUUGUUACCUGCCAUCCAGCAGAGGGGCUUCCAUGCUGGGACGGUCAGCUCAGGCAAGCCCCAGGCUUCACCAGGCCAGACAGAAGCAAAGCACCAGAGGGAAGGCCAGUUUCACGUGCUUCACUGAUACAGAACCAGUGGGUGGAGGUGAAGGGUCGGAGAGGGACGGCUUUGAGAAGGAGGAGGAUAGUGGCGAGCGGGAAGGGGAGGUGGGAGAGGCGGAAUGCGAGGGGGCAGAGAGCAGCAUGGAGGAAAAGCUGGGUUUAGGACUAGGACUGGGAAUAGGACCUCCCCCUAACUCAGAACGCUGGCUGCCUCCCUCUCCCCUCUACAGCGCCCCUUUCCUCAAUGGCACCCCUCAGCCAAGUCCCCAGCCCUCACUAGGGGCCCAGCAGGGACCGCUGGAGGCCCCUCGUGGCUCAUGGCUGGAGGACGAGCUCCGUGGCGUGGGGGAGGCAGCUCUGCAGCUGGGGGAUCGGGUGGAGCAGAGUCUUCGGGAGUUUGGGGAGGGAUUCAGACGAGAUAUGAGAACACUAGUGGCCUCUCAAGAGGCACUGGCAACCAGCUUACAGCAAAACAAUGUUCUCCUGCAAAGGCUGCUGGGAGUCCUAGAGGCGCAGCAACAACAACAACAACAACCACCACCACAGCAGCAGCCACAUCAUUCCCAAAAGCAACAGCCACAACAGUCAACGCAGCAACCACAACAGUUACAGCAGCAGCAACCACAGCCUCAACAACCAAUUCAGCAGCAGCAACAAAUACAGAUACAACCACAACAGCAACAACUGUUCCUGCAGCAACCCCAACUGGCACAGCAGCAACAACAGAUACAACCGCUACCACAGCAACCGCAGCAGCUACACCCCCAGAGUCCAAGUAAUCAACCAACUUCAGCAGUUGCCCCUGUACCACCACCCCCAGAUAUUCUUGAUGGUACCACCUGUCCUGAACCACCCACAGUCAUGAAUGGAACCGUCCAACGGCCAAGGCGGGGGAGAAUUGUUGAUCAUAGACAAAGAAGAAGGCGUUAGAUAAAGAUGUAAAUAAGCGUUGAUGUACUUGAUUUAUUUUCUCUUAUACAAUCUGAUGUGAAUGAAUUGUGUCCCUCCAAUUUCAACCAAAGUUGAAAAAGUUACGUUUCUUUUAGUACAUUUGUUAUAUAGAGUGUGCUCUGUCCAUAAAUGAACUUAUUUAUAUACAGUACCAGUCAAACGUUUGGACACACUUACUCAU